UCUGGAGUCCAUCUGAUGGCAUCCUCCUUGCUCUGGCUGUUGAUGUCUCCACCCCAGCCCACUGCAGGUGGUGUCCACCAUCCCUUGCUUGUCCUGGAUGGUUAUGAAGGUGAUGGAAUCCGACUCAAAUGCCUCUCUGAGAGGUUGUUUGCUGACGUCCAGGUGCUGUGGAGAAGUGGUGGAGGAGAAGAUGUCCUUGGGACUCCCCUCAGCAACAGCAGCACUGCUAAUGCCAGCAGCUCCCUUGUCCUCAAGCCAGGGUCUGGGAACUCUGUCUCCUGCAAAGUCAUUGACAAAGUGCUGAGGACAUCAACAGAGUCUUCUGUGGUCAUUGCAGAUGUCUUCUUCCCUGCCACCUCCCCUUGGCUGGCAGCUUUCAUUGUGAUCCUGCUUCUGAUCCUGCUCCUGGUCCUCUCUGCCCUCUACAAGAUCAGAGUGUACAAGAAGAUAACAGCUCGGGAAAGUAAGUCCCAGUUGGGCAUCUGUGGGGCAGCAAGAGGAAAUGCACAAAAGGAAUUUCAGGAAGACAUGGACCAGCUCCAGAGGGAACUGGAUGAGGAGAAGGAAAUCUUUGAAAAAGAGAACCAGGAGCUGCUGAGCAAAAUUGAGUUCAGGAGGGCUCGCAGCCAUGCAGUUCAGAUUACUCUGGAUGAGAGCUGCAAACAUCCCAACCUCAGCAUCAAGGAGAAGAACAGAGUCAUGGCCUGCACCCAGCCCCAGCCCCCACUGGAAGCUCUGGUGGUGGCCAGGGAAGGGUUUUCAGGAGGGAAACAUUACUGGGAGGUGGAGGUGGGAGACAAAUCCCAGUGGGAGCUGGGUGUGGUGUGUGAGGAGGUCAGGGAGGGGCUGAGAAACAACAGGGCCACAGCAGGUGGGAAUUGCUUCAGCCUGCAGCUCUGCCAGGGAGAAUACAGCUUGAGUGGAGAGGCUGGUGUGAGGACCUGGAAGCCCUGCAGCGUGGUUGGUGUCCUCCUGGAUCAGGAGCAGCAGCUGCUGGCGUUCUUUGAUGUGGAGGGCAAGCAGCUCCUUCACCGUCUCCGCUUCCACUCCUCUGGGAGGCUCUACCCAGCCUUCAGCCCAGGCUCUGAUGGCAAAUGGUUGGGAGUUCGGCCUGUGAGGGUUUAGGGCCAUGAGAGCCUCCCUGGGACUUCCCUCCACAGGGAGCUAUCAAUAAAUUCA
This is a messenger RNA of Dryobates pubescens (Downy woodpecker), 1179 nucleotides long. RefSeq names its product butyrophilin-like protein 9. Gene Ontology annotation, molecular function: protein binding. The transcript is spliced from 10 exons. NCBI's taxonomy places the organism in Eukaryota, Metazoa, Chordata, Aves, Piciformes, Picidae. The coding region runs from base 16 to 1125 and encodes 369 amino acids. The record is from RefSeq and is a predicted model, not a curated record.